UCUCGCUAUCUCAUUAUUUCUUCUCAUCUUCAUCAUUUUUAUUUGUUUUAAAUGCAAUUGAUUUUCUGUAUCUAUGAAAUUUGAUCCAUUUUCGCAAAAUAGAUUCAGAUCACUGGGUGAUUGGAAGGAAAAUUAUUCAAUUACUUUGAAAGAUUGGAAUAUCUUCACGUGUUUGCAAAAUGAGUAAAAUGAAAGACGAUUUGAAUUUGAUGCUUGACAUCACUUAAUGCUUUUACAAGCAACUGAAGAGUUAAAUUAUGUUGUCAUAUACUUAUUCUCCAGGAGCUACGUUACUGCGUCGUAAAUGGUUCGAGAAAAAGAUGUCUGUUGGGAAUAUGCUGAGAAAUUAGAUGGAAACAAGGUAAGAUGUAAGUUUUGCCAAAGAGUUUUGAAUGGUGGCAUAAGUAGGUUGAAACAUCAUUUAUCUCGAUUCCCAAGUAAAGGGGUAAAUCCUUGUAGCAAGGUCAGAGAUGAUGUUACAGAUAGAGUAAGGGGUAUAAUAGCAUCAAAGGAAGAGGUCAAAGAAACCUCUUGCGUGAAGAAACAAAAACUAGCAGAAGUCAAGUCACCCAGUAAUCUUUCGGCAACUAAAGCUCUUGUAUCUUUGGAUGCAGCAUCCCCUCUUAUGAAGAUUUUCCCCACCGGUAAUCCUAUGACCCCUUCCUCUACAAACAACCAAGAGAAUGCAGAGAGAAAUAUUGCUCUAUUCUUUUUUGAGAAUAAGUUGGACUUCAGUGUUGCAAGGUCUUCAUCGUAUCAGUUGAUGAUUGAUGCCAUUGCAAAGUGUGGUCCUGGAUUUGCUGGUCCAUCAGCAGAAAUCCUGAAAACCACAUGGUUGGAAAGGGUAAAAUCAGAAGUGGGCUUACAGUCAAAAGAUGUUGAGAAAGAGUGGGCAACUACAGGUUGUACCAUCAUUGCAGACACAUGGACUGAUUAUAAAUCAAAGGCCAUAAUUAAUUUCUUAGUCUCUUCACCAUCCAGGACCUUUUUCCAUAAAUCUGUGGAUGCCUCUCCAUAUUUCAAGAACACGAAGUGGCUGGCUGAUCUUUUUGAUUCUGUAAUUCAAGAAUUUGGCGUAGAAAACGUUGUUCAAAUUAUUAUGGACAGCAGUGUUAACUAUACUGGUAUUGCAAAUCAUAUUGUGCAGAGCUAUGGAACUAUAUUUGUAUCUCCUUGUGCCUCUCAAUGUUUAAACCUAAUCUUGGAGGAAUUCUCCAAGGUUGAUUGGGUUACUAGAUGUAUUUUACAAGCACAAACGAUUUCAAAGUUAAUAUACAAUAAUGCCUCAUUGCUUGAUCUUAUGAAGAAGUACAGUGGAGGCCAGGAACUUAUCAGGACUGGGAUCACAAAGUCUGUAUCCACCUUUAUGUCUUUACAGUCUAUGUUGAGGUUGAGAACAAGAUUGAAGAAUAUGUUUCACAGCCACGAAUAUGCCUCAAACACUUCUUAUGCAAAUAAACCACAAAGUAUUUCUUGUGUUGCAAUUGCUGAAGAUGGUGAUUUCUGGAGGACAGUGGAAGAGUGUGUGGCCAUCUCUGAGCCCUUUUUAAAAGUAUUGAGGGAAGUAUCAGAAGGGAAACCAACUGUAGGUUCCAUAUAUGAGCUAAUGACAAGGGCCAAAGAAUCAAUCAGGACAUACUACAUAAUGGAUGAGAACAAGUGUAAGACAUUCCUAGAUAUAGUUGAUAAAAAGUGGCGAGACCAACUCCAUUCACCUCUACAUGCUGCUGCUGCUUUUUUGAACCCCAGUAUUCAAUACAAUCCUGAAAUAAAAUUUAUUUCUUCCAUAAAAGAAGACUUCUUUAAUGUUCUGGAGAAAUUGCUUCCUGUACCAGAUAUGAGGCGUGACAUCACCAAUCAAAUCUAUACUUUUACGAAGGCACAUGGCAUGUUUGGCUGUAGCCUAGCAAAGGAGGCAAGGCAUACAGUUGCACCCUGGCUUUGGUGGGAGCAGUAUGGUGAUUCUGCUCCAGGGUUGCAACGAGUUGCCAUUAGAAUAUUAAGUCAAGUUUGUAGCACCUUCUCAUUUCACAGGCAGUGGAGUACCUUCAGACAAAUUCACUCCGAGAAGCGGAACAAGAUUGAUAGAGAAACAUUGAAUGACCUGGUUUAUAUAAACUACAACCUGAAGUUAGCUAGACAGAUGAAUGCUAAGUCUUCAGAAGUUGAUCUGCUUCAAUUUGAUGAUAUUGACAUGACUUCUGAGUGGGUGGAGGAGAACGAAACUGCAAGUCCAACACAGUGGCUGGAUCGUUUUGGUCCAGCCUUGGAUAGCAAUGAUUUGAAUACGAGACAGUUUGGUUCUUCUAUAUUUGGUGCAAAUGACCCCAUAUUUGGAUUGUAAUUUUGUAUCCAUUAUGUACCAUAGCGGGUGUUCUUUCUAGUUCUCAGUUUUUCUUGUAGGAGUGUAUUCGAAAGUGAUGUAAAGACAGGACUCUAUUAUUUGUCUCCCUCUGCCAACUCGUGGGAGCAUAGGAUUGUUGAUUAAUGAAUUGUAAUUUUUCUUUAUCAAAAUAUAGAAAUUCAACAAUCACAUUUGAUUUUGGAGUCA
This is a messenger RNA of Vigna unguiculata (cowpea), 2551 nucleotides long. RefSeq names its product hAT transposon superfamily. Gene Ontology annotation, molecular function: protein dimerization activity; DNA binding. The record is from RefSeq and is a predicted model, not a curated record. Lineage: Eukaryota; Viridiplantae; Streptophyta; Magnoliopsida; Fabales; Fabaceae.